CCCUGUGUCCCAUCCCGUGUGCUGGCAGCACCCCACAGACGUGGAUUACCGGGUCAUGGCCACCUUCACCGAGUUCUACACCACCCUCCUGGGCUUCGUCAACUUCCGCCUCUACCAGUCCCUGAACCUGCUGUACCCUCCCAAGAUCGACACCCAGGCUGAGGAUGAGCUGAAGCCUGCAGAGGGCAAGGAGUACGCCAUGGAUUCAGAGAGCUACCUGGAGAGGCUCUCGGCUCUGAGCUCCAGCCUGGCCCGGGCAGUGGCUCCAGCCCACGAGGACGAGGUGGAGAUGGAUGAAUUCCCAGUGGAGGGGGAGACAGCAGAGCUGAUGGACGCCAAGAAGAAGGAGCAGGAGGCUCUGGAGAAGCACAAGAAGCUCUUUGAAGGGCUGCGCUUCUUCCUCAACAGGGAGGUGCCCCGGGAGCCGCUGGCCUUCGUCAUCCGGUGCUUUGGUGGCCAGGUGUCCUGGGACAAGUCCCUGUGCAUCGGUGCCACCUANGGUGUGUUCCUCUCCAUCAAGGGCAUCUACUACCAGGCAGAGGUGCUGGGGCAGCCCAUCACCUGGAUCACCCCCUACGCCUUCGCCCACGACGGCUGA
Molecule: messenger RNA, 598 nt
Organism: Zonotrichia albicollis (white-throated sparrow)
Lineage: Eukaryota; Metazoa; Chordata; Aves; Passeriformes; Passerellidae
Source: RefSeq, a predicted model, not a curated record